Messenger RNA from Brassica oleracea var. oleracea, 1521 nucleotides. RefSeq names its product ras GTPase-activating protein-binding protein 2. Bases 144 to 1373 code for a protein of 409 amino acids. Lineage: Eukaryota; Viridiplantae; Streptophyta; Magnoliopsida; Brassicales; Brassicaceae. The record is from RefSeq and is a predicted model, not a curated record. Gene Ontology annotation, cellular component: cytosol; ribonucleoprotein complex. The transcript has 8 exons. Gene Ontology annotation, molecular function: mRNA binding.
AAUUCUUUUCCAACUAAGUAAAAACCCUAGAGAAGAAAAAGCCACACACAUAAAAUAAUAUUAUACUCAUCGCUCGUCUCUGUCUAUCUUCUCUGCACUCUGAUCUAAGAUUUCUUCUUCUCUUCUCAUCUUCCAAGAGAGAGAUGGCACUCGAAUCAAAUGCUCCAUUGGCGGAUCCACACAUUGUUGGGAAUGCGUUUGUUAAGAAAUACUACAACCACUUGUACGAAUCACCCUCACAAGUGCAUCGGUUCUAUCUCGAGGACAGUGUUUUAGGGAGGCCUGGUUCUGAUGGAGAGAUGGUCUCUGUCAACUCCUUAAAAGCUAUUAAUGAGCAGAUCAUGUCCUUUGAUUACGAGAACUCAAAGAUUCAGAUUUUGACUGCUGACUCCCAAGCUUCUUACAUGAGCGGAGUUGUUACUUUGGUCACGGGCUUGCUCACCGUGAAUGAUGGAGAGAGGAUGAGAUUUUCUCAGUCUUUCUUCCUCGUGCCGCAGAAAGGAAGCUACUUUGUGCUCAACGAUGUGUUUAGGUAUGUCUCUGAUGAGCUUGUUGUUGAACCAGAAGCUAACAAGAAGGAGGUUGAGGAGGAGGUGACUCCUCAAGCAGUCCAAACAACAACAGACACUAUUAUCAGCAUAACUAUGUCAAAUGGACAUCCCAUAACAGAAGAGGAAAAAGUUGUGAACGAUAUUAUCAGCAACGGUGUGGAUGCUCCCAAGAAAUCAUUUGCAGUAAUUGUCCAGUCCCCAGCUAAAGUUGGUGCUGCCUUCAAUGUCAAAGCUUCUACUGCAAAGCCUAAGCCUGUUAAAAAGCUGAGCGCUGCUCUUGAGUCCAAAGCUCCUGCGCCUGUUUCCCAAAUCGACAACCAAUCAGCUGAGGGUGGUUCUAUAUUUGUUGCGAACUUGCCUAUGGAUGCGACACCCGAGCAGCUCAACGAAACAUUCAAAGGGUUUGGUGCCAUUAAGAAUGAUGCUAUCCAAGUUAGAAGUUACAGACUAAAAGGAAACUGUUUCGGGUUUGUGACAUUCGAGUCUGCUGAAGCUGUGAAACUGGUCCUCCAGGCUCACAAGGAGUCAGCCAUUAGAAUCGGAAACAGAAGAGUUUCCAUAGAAGAGAAACGAGGCAACAACGAGAAUGGCAGAUCUUCAACGAGAAACGGAGGUUAUAGGAGCGAGAACGGUUACAGAAACGACGGGUUCAGGCCUAGGGGCAACGGUUUCAACGGAGGAGGACGAGGCCAUGGAGGAAAUGGAUAUGAGAGAAGAGGAGAAUCACGCAAUGCUGAGGCCAAUAAUAAUGGUGAUGGCAGCAGGGCUUAUCAGAAUGGUUUGGUGAAAUCUAGCCGUGAAAAUGCUCAAGCCAGAGGCUAAAGAGAGUUUUAAAACUAUGUUGUUGUUGUUGCUUUAUUCAUCUGAAAUUGAGAAUCUGAAAGUUUUUAUAGGAAGAGAAGAGAGGUAGUGAUUAGAAGUUUUGUUGACACUCCUUUCAUUUGAGAUUUUGAUAAUUUUUUUAAUACCA